This is a messenger RNA of Fimicolochytrium jonesii, 855 nucleotides long. RefSeq names its product mitochondrial import inner membrane translocase subunit TIM8. The transcript is spliced from 6 exons. Bases 223 to 483 code for a protein of 86 amino acids. Lineage: Eukaryota; Fungi; Chytridiomycota; Chytridiomycetes; Spizellomycetales; Powellomycetaceae. The record is from RefSeq and is a predicted model, not a curated record.
CAGCGGUCGGCAUUGAAAAUGAGGGAGCUCCUUUUUUUCUGGAGCGGAAAACGGCGAGACGCGUUAUAGUGUCAGUUGCUGUCAAAGUGAGGGUGGGCCUGAGCGCUCCCAGCGACUACUCAAAACAUUUCGACAACGGACACUUUCUCACCGGAACUUCGCUGCAUAUAGCCUGCACUCACCCUCGUCACAAACCUCCAUAACCCCACUUCCAGACCGAAAAUGGCUUCACUACCAACCGGCCUCAACCUGGAUGAGAAGAGCAAAGCCGAACUCAUGACAUUCGUCGAGAACGAGCAGCGCCGGGCAAACUUCCAAGCAACAGUACACCAAUACACGGACACAUGCUGGGACAAAUGCAUCACGAAAGUGAAGGCCACAACGGAUAAGUCUGAUGAAGUAUGCUUAACGAACUGCGUCGACCGAUUCUUAGAUAGCACCAUCUUGCUCCUCAACUCGCUGGGAGCCCAGCAGCAGCGUUGAUAGAGCUUGUUAGUCUAGAAGAUAGACGUAGAAUUCUGGCGUCGCUAAGUCGUGCCAUAUCGGCUCUUCGGCACUGCCAUCAGUCUGCGGAGCGGCCAGGUCUUUUGGCUUGGACGACCAGAAACACGUCCGAGUUGGUGCAAAAGACUUUCCACCACUCCGCGUCCCCGUCCGACCUAUUCCCAGCCUGGCAUCACACAAAGUGGUGACAUUCUUGGUAAUGGUAUCGCCGUGAAGUUCCGUGCCAGCGCUUUUGUCGCAGGCCGUGUCCUGAAGGGUCCUUGGAUGUGCCUUUGACAUCGUUGGUAACCCUUGCGAUAUCGUGGUAUACGGCUGCUGUCGCUGGAAAUGGUAAAUGCGUCUUGCAAGUGG